UGUUCAUUGCCAUGAGUCAUAUAGAUCUGCUUCGUGACCUUAAUCUAACAGUGGACGAUGAGUUAUCUUGUAGCUUAAGUUUGUUGGACCAAGGGAUAAAAGAAGAUAGAGAAAAGAGAUUUCCGGGAAGUUUGAAGAAGCUUUUUCCCAAACUGAUUACUGUAUUUUGCACCAACCACAUUCUCAAAGACGUUGAACGUUGGAUAAAACAGCAUGAUAGCACACGUGACGACAUUAAAGUUCUGAAAGAUGAUCCUUAGGAUCAACGUCUGCGGAUUGGCUUAAUAUUUUAUCGCAAUGGAAGGAAAAUGUCCUUGAAAAGGAAACCAAGGAUUCUGAUAAAGCACUAAACACAAAUAGUUUACACAUUCCUGACCUUUUAUCAGUACCGGAGGGUGGUAAUAAUGUAACUGCAGUUAUUGGGAAGGAGAAUCAUGAAAAAUCAGAAGCAUAUGCAGAUUCCUCAAAGCAUGCUAUUGUUAAACAUACUCCGUUAAAAGAGCCUCAAAUAAAGCAGAAUAUGUUGAAGCGAAAAUCGGAUGGGUGCGUGACCAGUUUGGCUUGUGAUUCUAAAGAUGUACUAAGGCGUUGGAGUUCGGAAACUUCUAAAAAGAUUAAACUGAUACAUGAAAAAUCUGAAUUUAACCCAUGGGUUAAGAACAAGUGGAACAACACACCUUUAAAAUUUGCGAAUAAAAGAGACAAUUUGCAACAACAAAUACCUUCACAAAAUAAAGCAUUAAAUAAAACUUUUCUUCAAAGAGAUAAUUUUAAAAGUGAUAGCUGCACAGCGGACAAAUUAUCCUCAAGCAUGACUCCACUUAAAUCAGCCAUAACUAAAGUUAAAACACCAAAUGGUGAGCAGUUUAUGGAGUGUACUAAACAGGAAAUGAACCAUGACGGUGACAGUGAUGAAGAGCUGCUUAGAAUUGCCGAACUUUAUGAAAAGCAACAAAAGGAAAGCAGUCCAACAAUUGAAAACUGCAGUUCUAAUCACCUGGUUGUAAAAACUACAGGCUUCAAAUCAGCUAACAAUAAAGAAAUACAGAGUACCUCAAAAUCAUUGGAAAAUGUACAAAAAGUGAUUUCAGUAUCUAAUCAUGAAAACUGUACCAAAUUACCUCAAAAUAUAAAUAUUAAAAACACUGUUGUUCCUCCUCAAAAAUGGGAAUGUGUACAACCAGAAUACAAGUCCGAUUAUAGUGAUACUGAUAGGUAUUCAAAAUGUUUAAAAGCUGUUUCAGUUGUGGGAUGUAAAACUGCAAGUCACAAAGAGAUUAGUGUGAUAGCAAAAUCGUUAAAACCGUUUGAAAAGUUGCUUUUGGACCCAUCUGAGAAUACUGAUGCUAAAAGCACGGAAAAAAAUAAUGCUGCAACAAUAAUGAAAACUCCAAUUGCAGAAAAACUGUCUGCACAUUGUGCAACAGCAUCUCCUGUCAUAGCUGGAUCAACAGCUCAAUUUACAGUCGGUUUUAAAACUGCAAGUAAUAAAGCACUGACUGUGUCUCAUGAAUCAUUCUCCAAAGCUAAUAAAAUGAUGAACAACCAUAAUCAGUCUAUUGUCAAAGACACAAAUGUUGCACACCCUUCAACAACGAUAAUUAAAGAGGUUUCCAAAACCAAUUCUGUAACUAGCAAAAGAUUUGUGCCAGAAACGGCUAGAGCAACUAUUAACGCUGGUUUUGUUAGAACUGUUCCAGCUGUAAGCUUCAUAACGGCAAGCAAUAAGCCAUUGAGUGUUUCUUCUGAAGCAUUAGCCAAAGCACAAAGAUUAAUAGAGGAAGAUGUGUGUGGUGAAAAAGUAAGUGGAACAAGUUUUAUGUCAAUGAAAGCUUCGGAGUAUCACAUUGCAAAACCGAGUACAUGUGCUAAAGAAGCCUGCAACCAAAGUUUUCCAGUAGUAAACAGUACAGUUGUUGGAUUUAAAACUGCAAGCCAAAAAAACUUAAGCGUAUCGCAUGCAGCACUGGAAAAAGCCAAACAUGUGAUCGAUGAAAAUGGUGCUGAAAAAGAAAAUGCUAAAUAUUCUGCAACAACACCUUCAGAUUAUGCUCCUAACCCAUCAUUGUUUAAACACAGCUUUCCAGGUGUAUGUAUUAAAGCAAUGAAGGGAAACAGCUCUUACAAACCACCCAGAAAGAAACUUAUUUACCCCAAAAGAAGUACUUCUCCUGAUGAAUCCUCCGUACCAGCACAUGCUACUAACCCUUCUUCCUUUACACCUUCAAGUAUUCCAAAAAAGAAACAACUUGGUGUUAAAUUUGAACAAGAAAGUCAGAUUUUUAUGUCUGAUGAAAGUUUACUCAAUGCGCUGGAGUUACUGGAAAGUUCUUAACUUUUAUGUUGUUUCAUGUAUUACUUUCGAUUUGUUCUUUUCAAACAUUUUAAUAUACUUUCUUAUUUAUAGUG
Molecule: messenger RNA, 2409 nt
Organism: Ciona intestinalis (vase tunicate)
Lineage: Eukaryota; Metazoa; Chordata; Ascidiacea; Phlebobranchia; Cionidae
Source: RefSeq, a predicted model, not a curated record